Messenger RNA from Angiostrongylus costaricensis, 336 nucleotides. NCBI's taxonomy places the organism in Eukaryota, Metazoa, Nematoda, Chromadorea, Rhabditida, Metastrongylidae. The record is from the annotation of a GenBank genome assembly.
AUGCUAGGAGUAUCCUGUGUCACACAAGUAAGGGAAGGAAUCCGAAGCUCCGACCUGCGUCAACGAUCAAAAAUCAAAGAUGCCGAUCUGUACGACGAACAGUCGAAGAUAAGGCGAGUCGGACACAUAAUGCGUAUAAACGACAACCGAUGGAUGAAAGCCGUUAGUGACUGGAUAUCUCGGGAUGUCAAACGUACUGCAGGAAGACCACCGACCGAUCCGAUGGCAGCAGAAAAUGUUGGAAAGAAACCGUUUGAUUUUAAUGAGUGGCGUUUUGAUGCUGAACAGCACCCUGUUUUCACGAAGGAACUCGAGACUGCUCUAAAGGGAAAGUAG